AUGAUAUUGAGGCAUAAACUACUAAAAGAUGUCUUCUCAGCCAGAUCAUAUUCUACCGUCAGCAAUAUUGCACUACUGAAAAUCCGAAAUAUUGGAAUCAUUGCUCACAUCGAUGCCGGGAAAACUACCACCACCGAGCGCAUGAUUUAUUAUAGUGGGAAGAGUAGGAGAAUAGGAAACGUUGAUGAGGGCGAUACCGUGACCGACUAUCUUAGAUCCGAAAGGGAACGUGGUAUUACUAUUCAACUGGCAGCCACGACGAUACCGUGGAAUGAACACAAGAUUAAUAUUAUUGAUACACCUGGCCAUGCUGAUUUUACAUUCGAGGUCGUUCGCUCAUUGCGAGUGUUGGAUGGAGCUGUCACUAUUCUAGAUGCAGUCGCUGGUGUUGAAGCACAAACGGAGAAAGUUUGGAAACAAGCUAGCGUAUUGGGCUUACCGAGAAUUGUCUAUAUAAACAAGAUGGACCGUCCUGGUGCUGGAUUUAGUAGAACCGUUAAAGAGAUUAUUCAAAAGCUAGAAACGAGGGUGGUUUUGUGCAAUAUUCCAUACUUUGAAAUUGCCGCUGAUCAAGAAUUCAUCUUUAGAGGUGUUAUUGACGUAUUGCACGGUAAAUUGUUGAAAUGGAAAGAAGAAGACGAGUUUGGUAAAGAAAUCGAUGUUAUUGACUUGGAUGACUCGAACCCUGAUCUUUUCCAAAUGUAUUGCAGUGCGAAGGAGUCCAUGGUGGAAACCCUUGGCGAAGUAGACGAAUCAGUCAUUGAUGCUUUUCUUGAAAAUGAUGAAGACUACCUAAAGAUCUCCCCCGAUUUGUUAGACAAGGCGAUUCGAAAAGCCACAAUUGCAAACUAUCUAUCUCCAGUAUUUUGUGGGUCUUCAUUUAGAAAUAUUGGAGUUCAGCCGUUGAUGGAUGGGAUUGUAAAGUAUUUGCCAUCUCCCUUGCAAACAACAUUGCCCGAGAUCAAAAGCAAGAAAAAGGAAAUUUCAAAGAAAAUGGACGAUGCAAGGGGAUUGGUGUUUAACAAUGACAAGAAUUUGACGGUUGGUCUUGUCUUUAAAGUCAUGACACACGCAACGAGAGGACCUAUGACUUUCUUUAGGGUUUAUAGUGGGAAGUUGAAUGCUUCUACUAAUUUGGUCAAUACUCGGACGGGCAAAAAGCUUUUGGUGAGAAAUCUUCUUGUGAUGCAUGGUGAUACCCCAGAGGAAGUGAAAAGUAUCAGCGCAGGUGAUAUUGGGGUGAUUCCAGGUUAUGAAACAGAGUUCAAGACAGGUGAUACAUUUGUCUGUAGCGCAGUGGGCAAGAAAUCAAUGGGACCGCUUGAAUCAAGUUUGACAUUGAUGCCGAUAGACAUUCCGCCUCCUUUGUUCAACGCAAGUAUAGAGCCACAUACAGCUGGAGACGAGGCGUAUAUGAAAAAGUGUUUGGAUAUAUUAGUCCGCGAAGACCCGUCAUUAAAAGUUCAUGUGGAUGAAGAAUUGGGUCAAACCGUACUUAGCGGCAUGGGAGAAUUACAUUUGGACAUUGUUCGUGAGAGAUUGGUUAAUGACAUGAAGGCAAAGGCUAACUUACGAGAUGUGGCGGUUUCUUUCAAGGAAUCAUUUGUGGGUAAAACAGAGACACAGGGAAGUUUUUGCGAUGAAAAUGUUCAAGUUAAACUAACUGUUGGUCAUGUUGAGAAUUGUGCUGAUUUUGAGUCAGUACCAGGGGCACAGAUUUUUGAAGAUGAAAACAAUGUCAUCAUCUUGCCCGAUACUGCUGCCUUAGAACAUGUUCGAACUGCAUUAAGUGACAGAAGAUGGAAAUGUCCAAACUCAUUGAAUGACUUAAAAGAAGCUGUAACAAACGGUUGCUUAACAGCGUUACAAAUGGGAGGUCCACAAUUAGGUCUCUCAUUGCACUCUACCUUGGUUACAGUCAAUCACUGGGAUGCCGCCAUAGAUAAAGGCGAAGAACAGAUUUCUUCAUUAUUAAAUGCAAGUAGACAGGCGAUUCAAUCAGUAAAAGAAACGGAAUCCAACUUUGCCAUAUUAGAGCCGGUGAUGAUAACAAAGGUCUAUGUCAAUUCAAGCGACUUGGGUGAAGUGUCGCAUGAUUUAACUCAAAGGUGCCAAGCCGUUAUUUUAGCUGUUGAAGACGAAUCAAUACAAGACGCCGAAAUUGCUGAUUGGACAGCACAAGUUUCCGAAAAGACGUAUGUUCCACCUGACUAUACGUUAUCACAAACAAAGGGUAGAAGUGAGGACUUUGCUAAUAAGAAGAUUAUUAUAGCUGAAACACCAUUGAAGGAAAUGAUUGGGUACUUGUCAAAAUUGAGAGCUCUUACUCAGGGAAGAGCUACGUUUGACAUGUCAUUUAUUGGAAUGAGGCGUGUGACUGGAUCAAGGGCUGAUUCAAUUGCUCGUGCAUGA
Molecule: messenger RNA, 2412 nt
Organism: Lodderomyces margitis
Lineage: Eukaryota; Fungi; Ascomycota; Pichiomycetes; Serinales; Debaryomycetaceae
Gene: MEF2
Product: Mef2p
Exons: 1
Coding region: 1-2412 (803 amino acids)
Biological process (GO): mitochondrial translation; ribosome disassembly
Cellular component (GO): mitochondrion
Molecular function (GO): GTPase activity; GTP binding
Source: RefSeq, a predicted model, not a curated record